AGACUGGAAACCCCACAGGCUUGUAUUUAAGGACGGCAGCGUGCAGUGGGCUUGCCGUCAGACGACAUGACGACUCUCUUUCUGUUCGUGUGCCUGUUGGUGGGCUGCCUGGCUCAGGAACCCCAACCAUGCUCAUCCCCGCCGCUCUUGUCUGGAGGCCUUUCUGUGUCCACCCAAAGCGAGAAGCUGGCAGCUUUUGCUAAGUACUCCUACGAUGGCCUUGGGAGGCGGAUCCUCCUCAGCAACUUUGGGUCCUUUGACAAUAAAACCUUCCAUCUAGACGUGCUUCUGCUUUACAAACAGGGGCUGAUGUACAAGAUCAACAACCGGGACAAGAAGUGCCUGAAGAGGCGUCUGAGCACGGACUUCAUCCCGCUGGGCGUUCCUAAGGAUGCCUCCCUGGUGGGUCAGGUUGUGCUGGGCAGCUCCUCCGUUCCAGGGGAGGAAAUUCUGGUCAACACCUGGACAGGGACGCUGCUGACCAGGAAGGGAUUAGCAACGUACGUGAGCAUGGUUACAGAGUUUGGCUGUAUUCCUGUCAGCACCCUGUUUAGCACGGACAAGACAGGAUGGGUGGCGGUCAGUUUCUUCAACAACGUCGUCGGACUGGUAGACCCCCAGGAUCUCACCCCACCACCGUUCUGCAGCACCGCCCAGCUGGAGGAAGAGGAGCGAGACGCACACACGUCAUUUCUGCAGCUUCUUUAAAAACCAGAAACACGCUGCAACUGGAGCCUGUUUUACUGUAAAAAUGACUUUUGUGUGGUUUUAGUCAAAGUAGCUCUUAUAAAACUUGAAGAAACUGAAUGGAGUUCAA
This is a messenger RNA of Xiphophorus hellerii (green swordtail), 817 nucleotides long. RefSeq names its product ependymin-like. Bases 67 to 708 code for a protein of 213 amino acids. The transcript has 6 exons. Gene Ontology annotation, cellular component: extracellular region; lysosome. NCBI's taxonomy places the organism in Eukaryota, Metazoa, Chordata, Actinopteri, Cyprinodontiformes, Poeciliidae. Gene Ontology annotation, biological process: cell-matrix adhesion. The record is from RefSeq and is a predicted model, not a curated record. Gene Ontology annotation, molecular function: calcium ion binding.